Messenger RNA from Penicillium argentinense, 1917 nucleotides. RefSeq names its product NCA2 family protein. Gene Ontology annotation, cellular component: mitochondrial outer membrane. The transcript is spliced from 4 exons. The record is from RefSeq and is a predicted model, not a curated record. Bases 1 to 1917 code for a protein of 638 amino acids. NCBI's taxonomy places the organism in Eukaryota, Fungi, Ascomycota, Eurotiomycetes, Eurotiales, Aspergillaceae.
AUGUCAGUCGUGCAGGAAAAUGCCUGCUAUGUCAGCUCUCAACUUGACCGUCUCCAGCAGCAGCAUCCUCGCUCCGACGAGACCCUAUAUAGUGCUAAAGAUGCCCCCGAAGGACAUUUUCAGCGCCUGCAGCAGGUAGUCCACUCUAUAUCGGUCACUUCCAAAACGCAACCCUUGCUCUCAGCGGAUAGGCUAGCGGAUCUGCUGUCCGAUCCGGUUUGUUCAAGCUCACCCAGCAACGUUGUGGCAACGACUGGCGCAGAGGAUCAUGUCUCAGAUCAACUAUGGCUUGUUGCCGGCAAAGCUGCCGUUCAAACAUCGGGAAUGGUGAUGCAUACUCUCCUGAAGCACACUAUUCGCAUCCACAAUGAGAUUCACUAUUGGGACGAGAUCUUAGGGUCCGUCUGGUAUAGUGGAAUGUAUGCCGCACAGACUUCGCCAGUGCGCUUAUGGCAUUGGACAAGGGAAAUAUACACCACUCCGCUUGAUCACCAGCAUUCUUCCGAAUCUUUAUCGAGGUCAAUGGCGGCCCGGUGGGCAUGUUUUUAUCAGAUCGCCCGCCAGAGCAUAUCGGAAUCCCCAGCCCGAUGGAGUCUAUCGGUUCCAAUUCGGUCGUCCCGGUCAGAAGCCCGAAAGAAAAGGGAUCGUUUACUUGCGAUGAAAGAUAUCUCCACUAGUAGCCUGGGUCUUUUGAUGGAAGUUUGGCAUUCCUUCCACGCAGAUGCCUCCAUCUCCAGUGAAUCCGUCUUCUCCGGUGGUAAGUGGCAGGACAUUGUGUACCGGACCAUAGCCUUGACCGAGGCUAUUCUGCAACAUGGAGUCGACCAGUCCGAUGCCCCUAGUUUCGAGCAACAAGUGUUCACAACCAUCGAGAAAGACAUAACGAGCUUGGAGACACAACGCAAUGGCUUUUCGCCCACCGCCGAAUCUGUACGACUGAUUGAGCGCCUUGUGCGUGUCCUACGUGCCACACUUCCGGAUUAUGAGGCAACCAUUACGAACCACAUUGAGAUCAAUGGUCGCCCCAAUGGUGUAAUUCGCUAUUGGCUCCCAGUCAUGGCGGCACUUUUCUCUAGUAGUGCGUCGCUACGCUUCAUACUUCUCCGUCAGGAUGAAAUCUUGCAAUGGAUCAUGAAUAUUGGCUCUACCAUUAUUGAUUUUGGCCAAAAUUGGGUCCUGGAUCCGAUCCAUAAGCUGAUCGGAACCAUCCGACACGAUGAGAAAAGUGAAAUUGCUAUUAUGAGCAAGGACAGUUUGGUCGCAGAUCGGGCCAGCUUAGAGCGAAUGGUUAUUGACUUUGUCCGCGACCGUCCUGAUCUUUCCCCAGGUAGUAUGGUGGCAGAAGAUGCGAUGGCAAUCACGAAUGCCGUCAGAGAAGGUGAUCUAACGCCGGUUUUGAAAGCCUAUGAACGGGACCUGCGAGCGCCGUUCAAGGGAACCGUUCGAGGUGACUUGAUUCGCGCUCUUUUGAUCCAAAUCCAGAAGACCAAGGUCGACGUCGAAAUCGCUAUCAGCGGCAUCAACGCUCUUCUCAAGAGCCAAGAGCUUGUCUUCGGAUUCGUUGGCCUCACCCCUGGAAUUUUGGUAUCAUAUUCGAGUCUACGGUGGCUCUUUGGUGCGUUUGGCAGUCGGCGGGGCUUGCAAAGAGGCAAGCGGCAGAGCGACCUGAGACGCGGCCUGCGAAAUGCAUCCCGAAUCUUAACGUCUGCAUCAACGGAAAAUGGAGUCGCGUCCUUCAAGGACUCGGGAAGACUCAUCUGCGAAGCGGAAAAUCUUCUCCAGAAAGUGCAGCUUGUUCUUGGAGGAGUGCAGUACCGGGAAUUUCGGGAGGACAUUCAAGACCUACUUGAUGUUCAAAGCGGAAUCGAGAAACAGCUUCGGGUGGUGGAGCGGAUGCGAUGGACAUAUUGCCACUGA